UCAUAAUCAGCUGUUGUAGUUGUAUUAUUUGUUGAUCAAAACAAGAAGUGAAUCAUUCAUCAAAAAAAUUAUAUCGAAACAUUUUAAAUAACAUGUCGGACUUAUUCAACAAUAUUUUUGGGAAAAAACCAACUCUAAAAGAACAGCAAAGGGAUAAUGAUAGAAAUUUAAGAAAAGCUACGCGUGACAUCGAAAGGGAACGUCGCAAGCUAGAAGAAGAAGAGAAGAAACUCGAGCAAGAAAUUAAAAAGAAUGCAGCUCAGGGAAACAAAGAUUCUUGCCGCAUAUUGGCCAAACAGUUGAUUGAAAUACGCAAGCAAAAGGCCCGAACAUACGCAGCCAAUAGCAAAAUAACUUCCAUUGGGUAUCAGAAUAAAAAUAUUGGCACAAAUGUAGCAUUGAGUAAUGCAAUGAGCACCACAGCUCAAACGAUGUCAGACAUGAAUAAGAUAAUGAAACCAGAGGCCAUAGCCGCCAAUGUUAGGAACUUCCAACAGGCUAAUAUGAAAAUGGAAAUGACGGAUGAAAUGAUCAAUGACACUCUGGAUGAUAUGUUAACUGAGUCUGGCGAUGAAGAGGAGUCAAAUGCUGUAGUAAAUCAAGUUCUUGAUGAAAUCGGCAUUGAGAUAUCAGGAAAAAUGUCAACAAUACCAUCGACGGGAAUGGGUGAAUUAGAGGAUCAACGCACUGACAAAGAUAUAGCAGCACAGUUAGCAAAGUUAAGAUCAACCUAGGGAUUGACAAAAAAAACAACAUAACAGUCCACUACAUUUUAUAAACUAUAUUGUAUUUUGUUAUUGUAUGAUUUUGUUUUAUUGCUUUUUUUUUGUAAUUCUAGAAAUUUUAUAUAGGCUAACAUUCAUACAAAUAUCCCAAAAAUAUAUUUCAAUUGCUUAUAACAUA
Molecule: messenger RNA, 903 nt
Organism: Stomoxys calcitrans (stable fly)
Lineage: Eukaryota; Metazoa; Arthropoda; Insecta; Diptera; Muscidae
Gene: CHMP2B
Product: charged multivesicular body protein 2b-B
Exons: 1
Coding region: 93-734 (213 amino acids)
Biological process (GO): late endosome to vacuole transport; endosome transport via multivesicular body sorting pathway; protein transport
Cellular component (GO): ESCRT III complex; multivesicular body
Source: RefSeq, a predicted model, not a curated record